AUGACACAGGAGUACGACAACUGCGGCGGGCCCGGGGCGCCGGCGGCCCGGCGAAGUGGGCAGGUGCGGCGGGCCCGGGGCGCCGGCGGCCCGGCGGGCGGGGGCGGGCGUCUCGCUGUCCACCGUGCGCCGCCGCGGCCUCGACCCCGCAGCCCUCUCCGCCUCUUUGUUCGAACGGAGCCUCCCGAGGAGACCCUCGCCUCGGGGAAACUCGACACCGGAGACGGGCCUCCCUCCUCCCGCUCCUCCCGGGGAGGUGGGCGCCGGGCUGGGGGGGGACGCCGCGGGCGCCCCGUGGCGCUCAGGGAUCUCUUGGAGACGCGCUCCUCGGCCCCACAAGUAGCCUCCUCCAGCAAACGGCCAGUGUUGGUUCUUCAGAAUGAAGCACUUUAUCCACAGCGGCGCUCUUAUACUAGUGAGGAUGAAGCCUGGAAAUCCUUCCUGGAAAACCCUCUCACUGCAGCAACCAAAGCGAUGAUGAGCAUCAACGGAGAUGAAGACAGCGCAGCUGCUCUGGGUUUGCUCUAUGACUAUUAUAAGGUUCCAAGAGAGAGGAGGUCAUCAACAGCAAAGCCAGAUGCUGAGCACCCAGAGCCAGAUCACAGCAAAAGAAACAGCAUACCAGUCGUGACCGAGCAGCCCCUCGUUUCUGCCGGAGAAAGCAGAGUGCAAGUACUGAAAAACGUGCCCUUUAACAUUGUCCUUCCCCAUGGCAACCAGCUGGGCAUUGAUAAGAGAGGCCAUCUGACAGCUCCUGACACAACAGUCACUGUCUCCAUAGCAACACUGCCUACCCACUCCAUCAAGACAGAAACCCAGCCACACGGCUUUGCUGUGGGAAUCCCCCCAGCAGUGUAUCAUCCUGAGCCCACUGAGCGGGUGGUAGUUUUCGACCGGAACCUUAAUGCUGACCAGUUCAGCUCUGCUGCUCAACCCCUCAAUGCGCAAAGGCGAACUCCGGACUCUACCUUCUCAGAAACCUUCAAGGAAGGCGUUCAGGAGGUUUUCUUCCCCUCGGAUCUCAGUCUGCGGAUGCCUGGCAUGAAUUCAGAGGACUAUGUUUUUGACAGUGUUUCUGGGAACAAUUUUGAAUAUACCCUAGAAGCUUCCAAAUCGCUUCGACAGAAGCCAGGAGAUAGCACCAUGACAUACCUGAACAAAGGCCAGUUCUACCCUGUUACCUUGAAGGAGGUGAGCAGCAGUGAAGGAAUCCAUCACCCCAUCAGCAAAGUUCGAAGUGUGAUCAUGGUGGUUUUUGCUGAAGACAAAAGCAGAGAAGAUCAGUUAAGGCACUGGAAGUACUGGCACUCCCGGCAGCACACUGCCAAACAGAGAUGCAUUGACAUAGCUGACUAUAAAGAAAGCUUCAAUACCAUCAGUAACAUUGAGGAGAUUGCCUAUAAUGCCAUUUCUUUCACUUGGGACAUUAAUGAUGAAGCAAAGGUUUUCAUCUCUGUGAACUGCCUGAGCACAGAUUUCUCUUCUCAGAAGGGCGUGAAGGGGUUGCCUCUUAACAUUCAAAUUGACACCUAUAGUUACAACAACCGCAGCAACAAGCCCGUUCACCGGGCCUACUGCCAGAUCAAAGUGUUCUGUGACAAGGGAGCUGAGCGGAAGAUCAGGGAUGAAGAACGCAAGCAGAGCAAGAGAAAAGUGUCUGAUGUUAAAGUGCCACUGCUUCCCUGUCACAAACGAAUGGAUAUCACGGUUUUCAAACCCUUUAUUGAUCUCGAUACUCAGCCUGUCCUCUUUAUUCCGGACGUGCACUUUGCCAACCUGCAGCGGGGCACUCAUGUUCUGCCCAUUGCCUCAGAAGAAUUGGAGGGUGAAGGCUCUGCCUUGAAAAGGGGUCCAUUUGGAGCAGAAGAUGACUUUUCUGUCCCACCUCCUGUUAAACUGACCCGGAUAGAAGAACCAAAGAGAGUGCUGCUCUACGUUCGAAAGGAGUCAGAAGAAGUCUUUGAUGCCCUGAUGCUCAAGACUCCCUCUUUGAAGGGCUUGAUGGAAGCUAUCUCAGACAAAUAUGACGUUCCCCAUGACAAGAUUGGAAAAAUAUUUAAGAAGUGUAAAAAGGGGAUACUGGUGAACAUGGAUGACAACAUUGUGAAGCAUUACUCCAAUGAAGACACCUUCCAGCUUCAGAUCGAAGAAGCAGGCGGGUCGUACAAACUCACCCUGACAGAAAUCUAAAGGCCAGCAGGUCCCCCGUGCCCCCGACUUAAAUGAAGGUGUUACCCAGAUCUUACUGUUUGGCAGGUGCAGGUCCGCCCAUCGGCCAUUGUGCAAACACAGGCGGGUGUCAAGGGAAGGGAUUCCUUUCGAGUUGGAGAUGGAGCUGCAUUUGGCUUGGAGAUAGCAUUUACUAUAUUGCAUUGGUGUGUUUCAGGUGACGGAGAAAUCCAUAGACCACUAGUUUGAAUGUUCUGAUAUACUUAGUAUUAAAAGUGAAAAGUUUUUUCCAAGAUCUAACAUUCUCUCUUGGAACCUGUAGGUUCUGCUAUGUUAUUUAUCAUAAUAUUGGAAUAUCUGCCUUGUCUCUACAACAUUAGUGGGCCUGCUCACUAGAGGAAGUCAGAAAGAAACAAGGGGCUUGGAUUUAGGGAUUUUAUACUCUUGUCUGAACUCGGAAUGACUCCCGCUGCCUCAGGUUAGUGGAAGCAGCACCUGCGGAGUGGAGGGUGAGCCCUUUCUCCCUUAACUCUCAUCUUCCAAUAAAUGUUCACUAAAAUAGGGCAUGUUACCGAAAUCUUCCUCUGCGACUUUCUUGGACAUAUCAACUGCCUUUCUUAUGAAGAACUUUAAUGGGUUACAGUAUGAAAUUAGGUAAGAUAAAGCUGCAUUGUAUAUAAGUGCAAUAUAUUUUUGAAGGUCUGUGUCUGUAAAUGUGUACAUACAUGUCUUAUAUAAAUAUAUAAUAUAUAAAUAUGGUGUCUGUGUACAUACAGUGAAGAUAUGCAAUAAGACCUACCUUAAAGACUUUCCCUAGACAAAAAGCUAAGUUAUUUUUGUUGAUGUGUACCAAGCAGAUAGAAUACUGUGCUUAGUGAAACCCACGCAAAGCUUUCUGUGUUUUCCCAAACACAAGCAGUUGUUCCACUGCACAGCAAAACCUUCUGAAAUGACAGAGAUUGUUUGCUAUUAGAAUGUUGUUAUUUGGAUUUCUGCACUGUUUAACAAAUGAAGUAAAAGAAAAACUACUGCAAUUCAUGUCUGUGGUAUAUGCUAGUAUCAGUCAGAUGGACCUAUAUAAACACACACAGUAACUACAAACACAUAAUUUAAUUAUAUGUAAUUGUUGUGUAGCAAGUGACUCUUCUCAAAAUGGCAUUCUUCGUAAUCUUCCUGAUAUAAGAAACGAUUGUUAUUUUAUCAUGUUUCAGAGUCUUUGAGCUUUGAUCAUCUUGUGUGCUCACAAUUCUGGAAAGCAUUCAUGAAUUUAUGAGAAUAUAUUACUAUGGCAGGGGAAUAUUUUGUACACAUGUUUAAAUAUAUAAAAAUACUAAAAAAUGUAAUUUUAUAACAAAAAUAAGAUCACGGGUAUCUUUAGGUUCAGGGAACUAGAAUAAGUCAUUUGUAUAAGUAGGAUUGAUAGUUAUAUUCUUAGGUUAAAAUACUCUAAUGAAGUAUGUGAACUAAAUUCCUGGUUUUCUAAGAUAAGAUAU
Cynocephalus volans (Philippine flying lemur) is the source of this 3662-nucleotide messenger RNA. RefSeq names its product grainyhead like transcription factor 1 (gene GRHL1). Bases 1 to 2190 code for a protein of 729 amino acids. NCBI's taxonomy places the organism in Eukaryota, Metazoa, Chordata, Mammalia, Dermoptera, Cynocephalidae. Gene Ontology annotation, cellular component: nucleus. Gene Ontology annotation, biological process: regulation of transcription by RNA polymerase II. The record is from RefSeq and is a predicted model, not a curated record. Gene Ontology annotation, molecular function: DNA-binding transcription activator activity, RNA polymerase II-specific; RNA polymerase II cis-regulatory region sequence-specific DNA binding. The transcript has 17 exons.